AUGCCGUGCACAGUCAAGAUGCGCCUUUACUUUGGAAAUGUAAAUCCAUUUCGAGAAUCGUCAGCAGGUGUACAAUUCUUUGGUCUGUUGACGCUCGAUCCGAGUUUGUACAGGAUUGAGAGCAUGCUGGGCUUUGUCGAAGAGCUUGUGGUGCACGCAGACCCCGAGUAUUCAUGGAGUGAUAAUUUCCGCACCUCUAGAAAAAGCAAUGAACAUCGACAAUUGCUUUUGUACCAAGCUGUUAUCACAAGUGGUGAAGAUAGUUGGAAAGAAGGCACUGGAGCUCACAGGGAAUGCGAUGUUGCGUACAAGCAAUUUUUUGACGUGAAUGGAGAUAGCGGUUUAGUGGCACGUGCGUGUGGCACUGCUAAAGAUGGACAAGAUAACGAGAUGUAG
This is a messenger RNA of Peronospora farinosa, 396 nucleotides long. Lineage: Eukaryota; Oomycota; Peronosporomycetes; Peronosporales; Peronosporaceae. The record is from the annotation of a GenBank genome assembly.